Odocoileus virginianus texanus is the source of this 3497-nucleotide messenger RNA. RefSeq names its product lymphoid enhancer binding factor 1 (gene LEF1). Gene Ontology annotation, biological process: regulation of transcription by RNA polymerase II; canonical Wnt signaling pathway. Lineage: Eukaryota; Metazoa; Chordata; Mammalia; Artiodactyla; Cervidae. Gene Ontology annotation, cellular component: beta-catenin-TCF complex; chromatin. Gene Ontology annotation, molecular function: RNA polymerase II cis-regulatory region sequence-specific DNA binding; DNA-binding transcription factor activity, RNA polymerase II-specific. The record is from RefSeq and is a predicted model, not a curated record.
AGCGCCGGCGAGGCGCGGGAGGAGGAGAGGCGGCGGGGAGGCGCAGCCGCUCACCUGCGGGGCAGGGCGCGGAGGAGGGACCAGGCUGCGCGCUCCGAGGCGGCGGAGGAGCUGGGGCGCAUCCGCACACCCGCACGCGGCCAAUCUCCGGGCGUCUCCCACCCCCGGCUGGGGGAACCGGAGGGGCACAGCUCUUUGACAAGCGGCCCGGCGGAGGCGUGGAGAGCGGCGAGCAAAAGAGCGAGCGAGCCAGACUGAAGAAACUCGAGCCGGGAACAAAGAGGAGUCGGGGUGUGUGUGUGUGAGUGUGUGUGUGCCGGCUCCAGCUCCCGGCAGAAUCUUUUGGGUCCGAGGUCCCUGCUCUGACGCCCGGAGACCCAGUAGUACCCUCCACUACCGACUCCCUGCGCUCGCCGGCACAAACUUUAUUCUUGGCAAACUUCUUCUCUUUCUCUUCCCCUCCUCCUCCGCCCCCCACCUUCUCCUCCGGCAGAUUGAAUGCGCCUGGAGAAGGAAAAGCGAAGCGAAAGGGAAGGAAAUAAGAAGCUUUGAAACGGACAUCUCCAACCCGGGUGGCUUUUUUUUUUUUUAAACCCUCCAGGAAGUGGACAUUUCAUUAUCUUCUGAUUCUCCUUACACCGUCUCUACUGGGGUAAACGGGGCCGUUUUGCCCAGUUCGCUCCUUUCCUCGGGAAACAAACUCCUGGAUCGUCAUCCAGGGAAGCUAAGGUGGAGAGAUCUGCGAAGAGUCGUGCCGACAGACCCUCCCCUGCACUUUGGAGAGUCGAAUCUCCUCCAGAACCGGCGUCCUCCGCGCGCAGACCCCGGAGACGCCGGGGGCGUGGGGCGGCCGCCCUGGCAGCCUAGCCAAGCGCGGGGCACAGACGCCCCCAGAGGCGCCGGCCGCCGCGGCCCUCGCCGCCCUGUGUUGUUCGGCCUCGGGGACGGGCGCCGGCAUCGGUCUCCGCCGAGUGGGAAGGCGCGGGCGGCCACCGGGGCUCGGGUGCCGCUGCAGCAGCUCCGGCUGCCGGCCGCCAGCCCGGCGCACUCCAGCCUGGCUUCCGCCCUCUCUCCUCCCUGACGCAUCCUUCCAGUUCUCCUUUUCCUCUCCCCCUUUUCGUCGAUCCCUUCUCUUUCCUGCUGUUGCCUGGGGUGCUCCCCCCGCGGAGCGGAGAUUACACAGUGGUCGGGAUGCCCCAACUCUCCGGGGCAGGCGGCGGCGGUGGGGGGGACCCGGAACUCUGCGCCACGGACGAGAUGAUCCCCUUCAAGGACGAGGGCGAUCCUCAGAAGGAGAAGAUCUUCGCCGAGAUCAGUCACCCUGAAGAGGAAGGAGACUUAGCCGACAUCAAGUCUUCCUUGGUCAACGAAUCCGAAAUCAUCCCGGCGAGCAACGGACACGAGGUGGCCAGACAAGGACAAACCUCUCAGGAGUCCUACCAUGACAAGGCCAGAGAACAUCCUGAUGAUGGAAAGCAUCCAGAUGGAGGUCUCUACAAUAAGGGACCCUCUUACUCGAGUUAUUCUGGAUACAUAAUGAUGCCAAAUAUGAAUAAUGACCCAUAUAUGUCAAAUGGAUCUCUUUCUCCACCCAUCCCGAGAACAUCAAAUAAAGUGCCCGUGGUGCAGCCAUCCCAUGCGGUCCAUCCUCUCACCCCUCUCAUCACCUACAGCGACGAGCACUUUUCUCCAGGAUCACACCCGUCACACAUCCCAUCAGAUGUCAACUCCAAACAAGGCAUGUCCAGACAUCCUCCAGCUCCUGAGAUCCCUACGUUUUAUCCCCUGUCUCCGGGUGGUGUUGGACAGAUUACCCCACCUCUUGGCUGGUUUUCUCAUCAUAUGAUUCCCGGUCCUCCUGGCCCCCACACAACUGGCAUCCCUCAUCCAGCCAUCGUAACGCCUCAGGUCAAACAGGAACACCCCCACGCUGACAGCGACCUAAUGCACGUGAAGCCUCAGCAUGAACAGAGAAAGGAGCAGGAGCCAAAAAGACCUCACAUUAAAAAGCCUCUGAAUGCUUUUAUGUUAUACAUGAAAGAAAUGAGAGCGAACGUCGUAGCUGAGUGUACUCUAAAGGAAAGUGCAGCUAUCAACCAGAUUCUAGGCAGAAGGUGGCAUGCCCUCUCUCGUGAAGAGCAGGCUAAAUAUUACGAAUUAGCGCGGAAGGAAAGACAGCUACAUAUGCAGCUCUAUCCAGGCUGGUCUGCAAGAGACAAUUAUGGUAAGAAAAAGAAGAGGAAGAGAGAGAAGCUGCAGGAAUCCACAUCAGGUACAGGUCCAAGAAUGACAGCUGCCUACAUCUGAAACAUGGUGGAAAACGAAGCUCAUUCCCAACGUGCAAAGCCAAGGCAGCGACCCCGGGACCUCUCUUGGAGAUGGAAGCUUGUUGAAAACCCAGACUGUCUCCACGGCUUGCCCAGUCGACCCCAAAGGAGAAAUAACACAAACUUCACCCUGAGGUCACUGCUAGAGACGCUGAUCCAUAAAGACAAUCACUGCCAACCCCCUUUCAUCUACUGCAAGAGCCAAGUUCCACAAGAAAGCAUACAAGGUUUUUUCAAAAGAAAAAUUAAAAAGCACAUGAGAAUGCUGGCAGGCCCUGGGCCAGCUGAGCCGCUUUCCUCCCGUCUCCGCCGUGCACUUCCCAGAGCACCCUGCAUCCGUAUCUGCAACCUUCUGGCAAGGACAGUAACUGGCUGCUUUCGCCUGCCCCAGGCACCUGAGCACUGGGGCGGCUGCAGCACCGCCGUCAGCGUCCCCGCAGGGAUGUGGGGAUGAGUUCCCUCUGUUUCUGGCUUCAUGUUUCUUUUUCUUCUCAAGCUUUUAUUUAACAGUGCAAAAGGAUCUAUCUUGUUUGCUUCUUUUUUUAAACUUGAAUUUUUUUUAAUUCACACUUCUUUUAUUUUUCUUGUAUAUUUUGCUAGCUAUGAGCUUUUUAAGUAAAAUUCAAAGAUCUUGAACUGUUUGAAAUAAAAACGAAAUGAAAAGAAGCCUCCUCCUUCUGAGAGAGAUCUCGUCUGCUAAGUGGCUUCUCCGUGAAUUACCUGUAACAAUAGUGGCCUCUCUGUCUUUGUAAGGUGUCUGAUAGAACUAAAUAAACAUAACAGCCAAUCCACUCUGUGGGUAGCAGUUGGCAGUCCUCUUUAUUUUUCUUAUGAUCUCUUUUUUUAAAUGGUAAACUUUACCAGAUACUUUCAGCAGACCAGUUUGCAGUGAAUUUUCAUUUUUUUCCUUCUCAACCCUUGUUGUAAAAAAGCCCAGCACUUGAAUUGUUAUUACUUUAAAUGUUCUGUAUUUGUAUCUGUUUUUAUUAGCCAAUUAGUGGGAUUUUAUGCCAGUUGUUAAAAUGAGCAUUGAUGUACCCAUUUUUUUUUUUUAAAUAGCAAGGCACAGCCUUUGCCCCAAACUGUCAAUCUAACGUUUGUCAUUCCAGUUUGAGUUAACGUGCUGAGCAUUUUUUAAAAGAAGCUUUGUAAUAAAACAUUUUAAAAGUU